UCAGCGGGCAAACGCCGCGAACUCCGCUAUGAAUUGUUUACGGAAAUAAAGUACUUAUACACAAAGUUUUAAACAAUGUGGGUGGACGUUAGUGGACGGGAAAGACAAAGUUAUAUGUCACAAACGAAUGGUUCUUUUAUUCCUGGAUACACAGGUCAUUGCCCUCUACUGAAGUUCCGCUACGGAAAGUGCUACGGCGACAACACGCGACAAAUUCUGAAAGAAAUACGGUCCAAGGGAUUAUUUAAUAAGCCGUUGAAAUACCGCCCCGGUGACAACUAUCAGCUAGACAACAUGCCACGACGAGACACGCCAGCACGAGACCCGUACAACAGCAAGCAUAGGCAGCCUGCCUACAUGACCGGCUACACUGGAUAUGUACCAGGAAUGAAUUUCACGUAUGGAAAAUCUUACGGUCGAGCGGCAGAUGACUGCAUGGCAGACUUCUCCGCAAACCAACGAGACUUGCGACGUAAAGCCGACUUGAAUCGGAGUUACAUUCGAUCGAGAAGCGCACCGAAAAUGGAAACCGUGCAUUCAAGAGACGAAAUUCGACGCGAUCUUAACAGAUUCAGAGAAAUCAAUAAAUACAAAGAGAACACAAUAUCACCGGAAUUCCCUCCAAUUGCUGGUUACACCGGUCAUAUCCCACGUAUAAAAGGCUCGGAGGCUUCACUCAGCCAGCGAUACCACUGCGCUGCGAAACGUGGCUUAGAGCUUAUUCAGAUGGAGAGAGAUAAGAUGAAGGAACUACAAAAUGCAGAUUCUAACAUAAAAGCGAUAUUAAAAGAUAAUGAAAAGAAAUACUCUUAUUGGAAUUGGGGAUAGCAUACGGGAAGAAGGAUGUUCUUCACCAAGAAUCGAUGAACAUUCUUCGGGAUAAAAUAAUCAGUAUUUUUGAAUUGAUAGUAUUUUGUUGUGAUUUCUCGAUAAAACGCAUAUAUCUCGCCUUGAUCAAUACCUUAGUCUAAAACUGUGCACAACUGCGCAGUUCUGAACUUUGACGAUAAAAUUUCACCUAAAUUUUUUUAAUAAGUCUAUUAAUGAAUCACGGCGAAGCCACAGUUUUAAAAUAUUUUUCAUUAAAGGCUCUUUAUAUAAAUAAUUAACCAGAAUUCAUGUCUUGAAUAAAAUUAAGGAAAAAAUUGCAAGCAACUUGCGUUGCAAACCAUAAUAACAUUAUAGCCUAUUUCAAUCAUAGGAGGAAUUAAGACAAAUAAUAAUUAACUUUGACAUUAUACUGGCAUAACAAAAUUGGCCAAGGCAUUCGAGUCGUAAAAAAUAGCAUUUUGAAUGUUGGCAAUAAAUAAAGAAUAUAUAAAUUAGGUAACAACAUUUUGUAGUGCAUAAUAUAACGGUUUUAUGGUGAAGGAAAACAUCGUGGGGAAACCUGCAUGUGUCUAAUUUCACAGAAAUUCUGCUACAUGUGUAUUCCACAAACCCGCACUGGAGCAGCGUGGUGGAAUAAGCUCCAAACCUUCCCCUCAAAAAGGGAGAGGAGGCCUUCAGCCCAGCAGUGGGACAUUCAAAGGCUGUUAUUAUAUAAUACAGUUAACCAAUUAGCAAAUUGCAUAGGAUAUGUAAAACUCAGAUUUUUUUAUAUCUACUCCUUCUUCGAAUAAAACUGACAAAGUGGUUUUUUUAAAAUGUUUCUUCCACCAGUUAUGUGUUGAAAAAAGAUGAGCUUUUUACUAAAUAUAAAGCAAUGUGCACAAGUGUGUAAUGCAAUUUUGAAUAUUACUACUCAAAUUGUACUUACAUAAUAUGUAAAUACAUGAAAAAAAUAAAGCAUUCAAAGAGUAUAAUACAUACUUCAAA
Molecule: messenger RNA, 1818 nt
Organism: Nymphalis io (European peacock)
Lineage: Eukaryota; Metazoa; Arthropoda; Insecta; Lepidoptera; Nymphalidae
Product: protein FAM166B-like
Exons: 5
Coding region: 76-828 (250 amino acids)
Source: RefSeq, a predicted model, not a curated record